AUGGCGGCAGAGCCGCAGCCGCCACCGGGCGAGAGCGAACAGACGGGCAUGUGCACACCCAGGCGGCCGGCGACUCGGCCGGCGCAACUGAGCCUCGAUGCGCAGCUGUGCAAUGUUUACCUCAUGGCCGUGGUGCGGGACAAGAAGCGGUCGGACGGGGAGAAGCUGGCGCGGUUUCUAUGGGGCGAGGAUGCUGCGGACAUCGUUGAGUCUGAGGCGCUGUUUGUUGACAAUGGGGACGCGAUCGCCUGCGCCUCGCUUGUGGCAUCGCCCGUUAGGGUGCAAGAGCUGGACCCCGGCGGUGAUGAGGCCGUUGAGGAUGGAGAUGACGUUGUCAGCACGUCGGUCUCGCAGGAUGCGGCCAGCGGCUGGCAUUGCGGAAGGACGAGGCGAGCGUCGUGCCCGGCCGGCCGUCCGUCCUUGCUGCAGUGGUCGAGAGUGAUGGUUCCCGACGCGGUCGUUGGUUCGUCCCAGCCCUUUGGACGCGCGUCGGAGCCCAGGACGAGCCUUGGCCGGAGAUGGGGAGCGAUGUGGGUGAACGCCGGGUCAGGCCAUGAUCCCAGCCACGACGACUCCCAUGUCCCGCAGCGGUCUGGGCCGAUGCAACACGGGGGCAACAGCUGUUGCAGCCGCGGCUUCGUGGCUUCGUGGAGCAGCAGCAUCGCCUCGCAUCCCGGGUUCUCUCUCCCCCCUUCUCCCUCUCCUCUCGGGCCUCCUUCCGAAGCGGUUCCCUUCCAGGCCUCUCUCCAAGCAAGCCUCACCUCCACGCCCGACCACGCCCCAGCACAUCCCGAACACAGUCCCGUCAAGCACAGCCGCCAAGAGGGAGUGGUGCCCCAGGUUCUCAGCCUUCACCAACUCCUCGGAGACGGAGGCGGCGAGCCCGACGAGGAGCCGUCGACGCCGGCACCGGCGCCGCCUACUCGCAGCUCGGUUCGUGAGUCUCCGCUGUCUGCGCCUCAGGCGCAGCCUCUCAGCCUGCGACAACUCCUCGGAUACGGAGGUGGCGAGCCAGUCGAAGAGCCCCGGCGCCGUCCCACCAAGCAAAGCCGCCGCCAGGAGGUGGUGGCACCCAAACCCCUCAGCCUUCGCCAGCUCCUCGGAUACGGAGGCGGCGAACCAGACGACGAGCCGCCGUCGCCGUCGCCGCUGUCCCCUGCUCGCAGCCCGAUCCAGGAGUCUUUCGUCCCACGGCCUCUCUCGCAGACGGCGGGCCAGAGCCCCCUGGAGAGCCGGCUGUUGGAGGAGCUCCCCUUUUCCUCUACCGGCGAGCAUGUGGCAAUCAAGGCGCGGGCCAUCUCGCUGCCGCCGCCGCCGGCCCCGGUGGCCGCCAUGUGUGCCAUGCGGGUCAAGCACGGGGCGACGGGCUGGUUUUGA
Hirsutella rhossiliensis is the source of this 1377-nucleotide messenger RNA. RefSeq lists its product as uncharacterized. The record is from RefSeq and is a predicted model, not a curated record. The transcript has a single exon. The coding region runs from base 1 to 1377 and encodes 458 amino acids. Lineage: Eukaryota; Fungi; Ascomycota; Sordariomycetes; Hypocreales; Ophiocordycipitaceae.